GAAAAUCUCUUAAAAAAAUCAGUAUGAACACGUUUACCUAGCCCGUAUAUCCGCUCAGAUCAUGUUUGUGCUUAAUAUACAAAAGUUUGAGUUAUUUGUUUGUUGAAAAGUGCAGGUUAGAUAAAUAAAAAAAAUAACCGAACCAUAUAUGGGCUCGUUUGCGGCGUUUGCGGUUAUGAAUUUAGAAAGUGUUGAUAGCGUAAAAUUUGAAGAUUACAUCAGAAUAUAACGCCAUGUAACGUUCCAAAUGAUUUACACACGAGUGCGGUGGAGUUUUGAAGGACAAAAUAUAAUGCAUAAUUGCUUUUAAAAUGUCUAACUCUGAAGAUGCCUCCGUUUUGAGAAUCUAUACCGAUUGUAUUAACUUCGCAGCUGUGAAACAUCGUAACCAACGAAGGAAAGAUUCCGAUAAAACCCCUUACAUCAAUCAUCCUAUAGGAGUUGCACACAUUUUGACGGCCGAAGGAUCUGUAACGGAUUUCGAGGUAGUGCAGGCAGCUAUUCUGCACGACACGGUUGAGGACACGGAAACUAGCUUCGAUGAAAUUGAGCAGAAAUUUGGCGAGAAAGUCCGCAAAUUGGUGGAGCAAGUUACCGACGAUAAAUCGUUGCCCAAAGCCGAGCGGA
This is a messenger RNA of Uranotaenia lowii, 627 nucleotides long. It is a transcript of the gene Mesh1, whose product is annotated as guanosine-3',5'-bis(diphosphate) 3'-pyrophosphohydrolase MESH1. The annotation marks the transcript as partial. Gene Ontology annotation, molecular function: guanosine-3',5'-bis(diphosphate) 3'-diphosphatase activity. NCBI's taxonomy places the organism in Eukaryota, Metazoa, Arthropoda, Insecta, Diptera, Culicidae. The record is from RefSeq and is a predicted model, not a curated record. The transcript is spliced from 3 exons.